ACCGCUGUCAUGAUUAGACUCGCCUCACACACAACUCUCCUCUAAAUCUGCACCAUUCUAGACUCUUCUGUGCUCCUUACAACAUCUUGAUCCUGUGUUCAUAGAAGAGGGAGCAAUGACUGGCCAUCACUGGGGAUAUGGGAAGGACAACGGUCCAUCAGAAUGGCACAAAGACUAUCCCAUUGCUGAGGGUAACCACCAGUCACCUAUUGAUAUAGUCCCCGCUGAGGCAGUAUUUGAUGCCAGACUGUCUCCUAUCUCGCUGUGUUACAACAAUUGCACCUCUGUCAGCAUAUCAAACAAUGGCCAUUCUGUGGUGGUGGAGUUCACGGACUCGGAUGAGAGAUCAGUGAUCCAGGGAGGUCCUCUGGAAGACAUGUACAGACUUAAACAGUUUCACUUCCACUGGGGAGGCAAGGGUUGCCGUGGCUCGGAGCAUACGGUUGGUGGGAAAACCUACGCUUCUGAGCUUCAUCUGGUUCAUUGGAAUGCUAUAAAGUACAAGUCCUUUGGUGAGGCAGCAGCAGCACCUGAUGGCCUGGCUGUCCUCGCCAUCUUUCUGGAACUCGGUGAUGUGCACAGAGCUCUUCAUCAGAUAACAGAUGCCUUGUAUAUGGUUAAAUUCAAGGGAAGUGUUAUUAAUUUUAAGGGCUUUAACCCUAAGUGCCUCCUGCCGAACAGUCUGGAGUAUUGGACGUACCCAGGCUCUCUCACAACUCCUCCACUGUAUGAGAGCGUCACAUGGAUCGUGCUGAAAGAACCCAUUUAUGUGUCAGAUAAGCAGAUGGGAAAGUUCCGGACACUGCUGUUUAACGGAGAGGAAGAUGAUGACCGAAAGCACAUGGAGAACAACUUCCGCCCACCACAGCCGCUGAAAGGCAGGACGGUGCGGGCUUCUUUUGAGUAGCCUGGACCACCAGUUGUGAUCGCAUGUAUUGGAGUCACCUCGGAGGUUGAAAGAUGAAUUAGAAGGGUGUGGGGUUUGUUCAGUCAUGUCUCUCUCUGUCUGCUGCUUAAAGGUUUUGGCCAGUGACCUCAAACACAGUUUGACUGUGACGUUGAGCUCUUUGAAUCCAGGGCUCUGUGUUUUUAGAUCCCUUCUCAUCCACCUUGAUCAGGCUUGUGCAAACAGGUCCUUGUUGCUGGUGGCUGAGGUAUUUGUGCUUUCAAAGGGUCCAAGCUGAUGGGAUCUGAAAAGCUUGCUCUCUGCUAUAGUCUGUAAUCCAGGAUCUGUUAGUGGCCACCAGAGACUCUUAACUUUUGAUAUAGGGCAUGUGUGGGGUUUAAGUUGUUCGUAGUAAGGCUCGUGGUGCUUUUAGGAACACAGACUUGGUGGUGGCAGGAUGGCACUCCAUUAUCACUGAAAGUUGCAUUAAUAGAUGAAAGUGACUCAGUAAUGUAAUUUGUUUACCUGACUGUUGAGUUCAUGAAGUUUUUACAGACUCUUAUCAACACUGCGUUCUGUAGUGAAUGUUCCUGUGCUGUCACUGAAGCCUUAUAAAUGUUCUGACGGUAAUAGGAGGGUGAUGUUUGAGGGCUUGAAAUGACUGAUGGAUUACACUGCUCGCACUUUAAAACAGUUGCUGUUAUUAAUGGAUUUCCUAAUGGAAUCUUUGGCAUGACUGUAGGAUUGAUACAGAAGAUCUCUAG
Molecule: messenger RNA, 1650 nt
Organism: Carassius auratus (goldfish)
Lineage: Eukaryota; Metazoa; Chordata; Actinopteri; Cypriniformes; Cyprinidae
Product: carbonic anhydrase 7-like
Exons: 7
Coding region: 116-907 (263 amino acids)
Biological process (GO): regulation of intracellular pH
Cellular component (GO): cytoplasm
Molecular function (GO): carbonate dehydratase activity; zinc ion binding
Source: RefSeq, a predicted model, not a curated record